Aspergillus clavatus NRRL 1 is the source of this 849-nucleotide messenger RNA. RefSeq names its product thioesterase family protein. The transcript has 3 exons. The record is from RefSeq and is a predicted model, not a curated record. Gene Ontology annotation, molecular function: fatty acyl-CoA hydrolase activity. Bases 1 to 849 code for a protein of 282 amino acids. NCBI's taxonomy places the organism in Eukaryota, Fungi, Ascomycota, Eurotiomycetes, Eurotiales, Aspergillaceae.
AUGAUCGCAAUCCAGUCUCUAACAAGGCAGCGCCUUGCCGCAAUUACAUCCCAGUACCCAGCCUGCUACUCCCGGCUUUUCUCCACGUCACCUGCUUCACAGGAUGUGCACUCCUCGGCGUCAAGAACACCCCCGACGGAACCCCACACCAUUGAUCCGCGAUGGCUAACCAUGAUCAAGAGACGGAUCGGGAAAUGCAUGAUGUUCGGCUUGAAGCCGCCGCAGAUCCAGGAGGCAGGGAACAUCCUGCAGCGGGUUGCGCGGGAUUGGCGGGGGUUGAUCGCGGGCAGUGAGGGAUACCUGACCGAUGAGACACGCAGAGGGCACGUCAACAACGUGACAUACGUUCGGUAUGCGGAGACCGCGCGGGUAUACUUCACACGCAACUUCGCCCUCCACAUCGACCCGGCACACAAGACGGAAUGGAUGAACCUGGUCAGCUCAAAGGGCGUCGGGGUGAUCCUCCGCAGUAUCAAGGUCGACUACAAAUUCCCUAUGACAUACCCUGACCAAGUUACCGUUUAUCAUAAAUUGGCGCAUGAUCCGGCCUCCGCCCAGUCAUCCCAGUACGCGUUUCAUCUCCAGGCUAUGAUUGUCUCUGAAGCGCAUCAGCGGCCUGCUGCCCGUGUGCACGAGGAUAUUGUUGUCUACGACUACAAGCAGGGCAAGAAGACCGCGCUUCCGCCUUUCAUGGAGGCCCAGUUCCAGAAGACGUGGGAGCUCCAGAAGCAGGCAAAGCAGCACUGGCAGCAGCAGAUACUUGAUAUCGAAGCGCGGGUUCGCAAGUUGGAGACGGAUAGCUGGGAUCGUGAGGACGCCGUUGAGGAUAUGGGUUCAGCGAAGAAAUAA